Brassica rapa (field mustard) is the source of this 483-nucleotide messenger RNA. RefSeq lists its product as uncharacterized. The record is from RefSeq and is a predicted model, not a curated record. NCBI's taxonomy places the organism in Eukaryota, Viridiplantae, Streptophyta, Magnoliopsida, Brassicales, Brassicaceae.
AUGCACGAAGGAAUAUUCUCGAAGUACUCUAAGAUCCCACAGAGAACAGCAAAGAAAGUCAUCACAGACGACGAGGAAGGAGAAAGAAGAAUUCAAAUGGCAGCAAGAAGUUCAUUGAUCCGCUUUGCCUUCGUCUGCAUUGUCUUGGCCGUAUUGGUCAUGACUGCCGAGUCACACGCCGGGCACCACCAUGGUCCAGCUAAGGCUCCCGCUAUGGCUCCAGGUGCUCCGGCUCCAAGUGCUGCCACUUUCUCCGCAUAUCCUCAGCUCAUUGCCACCGCGUUGGUCGGUGCCUUGUCUUUCGUUUUCUAAGAUGUGUUUCCCAUCAUCUUCCGAGUGUUUGCCUUCUGAGUUGUUAAUUACUUUUACAUUUUAAUGUCUUCCUUGUUUUUGUUUGGUCAUUAACCAAAACAAAAAGUUUGUGAUGUUCUGUGUUUAUCACAAUAAUUAAUAUCUAUAAAACAUCUAUCAUUUUAUGUUUUA